Molecule: messenger RNA, 837 nt
Organism: Mesoplodon densirostris (Blainville's beaked whale)
Lineage: Eukaryota; Metazoa; Chordata; Mammalia; Artiodactyla; Ziphiidae
Gene: CIMIP2B
Product: ciliary microtubule inner protein 2B
Exons: 6
Coding region: 1-837 (278 amino acids)
Source: RefSeq, a predicted model, not a curated record
AUGGCUAGCACCUUCAUACCAGGGCUGCACCCUCAGAACCCUCAUUAUAUCCCAGGGUACACUGGACACUGCCCGCUACUUCGGUUCAGCAUGGGCCAGACCUAUGGGCAGAUGACUGGGCAGCUACUUCGUGGCUCUCCUGGCCUAGCCUGGACCCCUUCCCACCGCACACUUCUGCCUCCCAUCCGGCCUCCAAGAUCUCCCGAGGGUCCCAGGAAAAGCCUGCCUGUCAGGCGUGGACACAAAAGGCUCAGCUCCAGCAUGAUCCCUGGGUACACAGGUUUUGUACCCCAGGCACAGUUCAUCUUUGCCAAGAACAGCAGCCAGGUCUGGGCUGAGGCUCUGAAUGAUUUCACUCAGUGGUAUGGGCGACAGAGGAGUCAGGAGCUGCCAAAGGAGGCCAAGGGAGAGAAAGACGUGGAGGAAGACCAAGAGCCAAAGCUGGAGGCAGAGCUAGAGACGGAAAAGGAGCCAGAGCUGGGGCAGGAGGCGGAACAAACUUCCCCUUAUUCCAUGGAUGACAGAGAUCCUCGCAAGUUCUUCAUGUCAGGCUUCACUGGUUAUGUGCCCCGUGCUCGCUUCCUCUUCGGUUCCAGCUUUCCUGUGCUCAGCAACCAGGCACUGCAGGAAUUUGGACAGAUGAAGCCAGGGGGCAGAUCCCAGAAGGAUCCUAAACAUCUCCCCUCACUUUCCAGGACCUACCCUCAGAACCUGGGCCUUUUACCUAAAUAUGGGGGCUAUGUGCCAGGGUAUAAGUUCCAGUUUGGCCGCACAUAUGGGCAUCUCACCCAUGAUGCUCUGGGCCUCAGCACCAUCCAGAAGCAGCUCCUGGCGUAG